Molecule: messenger RNA, 690 nt
Organism: Ogataea haglerorum
Lineage: Eukaryota; Fungi; Ascomycota; Pichiomycetes; Pichiales; Pichiaceae
Exons: 1
Coding region: 1-690 (229 amino acids)
Biological process (GO): positive regulation of DNA repair; fructose 1,6-bisphosphate metabolic process; negative regulation of programmed cell death
Cellular component (GO): cytosol
Molecular function (GO): fructose-2,6-bisphosphate 2-phosphatase activity
Source: RefSeq, a predicted model, not a curated record
AUGACAUUCGAUAAAGAGCAGAAUACAGAUCCAACUAAAGUUCGAGUGUUCAUUGUUCGCCAUGGCCAGACAUCGUGGAAUAACCUCAAGAUCUUACAAGGACACAAAGAUGUACCGCUUAACGAUCGAGGCCUAGAACAGGCCAGAUAUGUUGGCCUUAGAAUGAAGGAUCUAGAUAUAGACGAGUUUGUCAGCUCUGAUUUGAGCCGCUGUGUUCAAACUAUGAAUGAGAUCACUUCUGGGCACCGCGAUAAACCUGGCUUCAAGCUGAGGUACACGUCGAAUCUAAGGGAGCGAUCUAUGGGCCCUGUCGAGGGAAUGCCACUAUCGGAAGCUAAGGAAAAAUAUGGUGCCCAAUUCAAGGAAAUGGGAGAGACGAGAAUAGAGCUUCUGACACGGCUGCAAGACGAGUGGACUCGAAUUAUAGACGAAGCCACUGCGAACAAUUAUUCCAAUGUGCUGAUUUGCACCCAUGGCGGCGUGAUCACCAACUUCACUAAUCAUCUUUAUAAAGCAUAUGAGUACACAUUGGCUCCCGGUUUACAGGAAGAAGAUCUGAAAGUUCCAAGCAAUACCAGCGUGACAAUAAUAGAUGUCGACAAAGCCACGAGGAACGGAACCAUUGUGAAAUUUGGGUCGGCUGAACACUUGCACGGCCAUGUCGAGACUGUUGAUCAAGACCUAAGAUAA